This is a messenger RNA of [Torrubiella] hemipterigena, 1509 nucleotides long. The record is from the annotation of a GenBank genome assembly. Lineage: Eukaryota; Fungi; Ascomycota; Sordariomycetes; Hypocreales; Clavicipitaceae.
AUGGAGAAACGCGGACGAGGAGAAUCAGAGGCAAUUGCUUCGCUCUCACGUUCUAUUAGUCCGCCUAGAAAACGCCAGCGUCAGCUGACCAUUGUUAAAUCUCCUUGGCAGCUCACUUGGAUACGAGACUUGCCCGAUUCAGAAAACAAAGAUGCUAUGACUCUGAAUGACCUUCUAGGAGAUCCGCUAAUCUCCGAAUGUUGGCAGUUUAACUAUCUCCAUGACUUGGACUUUGUUAUGAAUGCCUUUGACCCUGAUACUCGGCAUCUUGUUAAAGUCAAUAUUGUUCAUGGAUUUUGGAAGCGCGAAGAUGCAAAUCGGCUCCGUAUCCUGGAACAAGCAAGCCGGUUCCCCAAUGUAAGCCUGCAUGUGGCUCCUAUGCCAGAAGCAUUUGGAACACAUCAUUCCAAAAUGAUGAUCUUGUUCCGCCAUGAUGAGACAGCCCAAGUUAUCAUACACACAGCAAACAUGAUUGAAAAAGACUGGACAAACAUGACCAACGGCGUAUGGAAGACACCUCUUCUACCGCCAAUAAAUCCCCACAAAGUUUUACCAGGUCCAAAAACAGAAGUAGGGGAUGGAAGGCAGUUCCAGCAUGAUUUACUUCGCUAUCUCCGAUGCUACAAUGCAAGAAACGCAUUCUGUAUUCCCUUAAUUGACCGGCUGGCCAGCCACGAUUUCGGCGCUGUGCAGGGAAUUCUGAUAGCCAGCGUACCUGGUAGGCAUGAUUUGGAGGAUGCUAAUGCAAGAUGGGGAUGGAAUGCCUUACAAAAGUCGUUGAUACAGCUACCCAAAAAGGAGUCUCAAUGUACCAUUGCAGUACAAGUAUCUUCGAUAGCCACAUUGGGAGCAACAGAUGGGUGGCUUCGGAAUACGUUGUUUAAAUCUUUGUCUGGAUCUACCAGCUCUGAAUUGUGCAAAUUUCAGAUCGUGUUUCCGACUGCAGACGAGAUCCGUCGCAGUCUUGACGGAUAUGCAUCUGGCGCGUCGAUCCAUACGAAAGUUCAAUCGAAACAGCAGGCAUCCCAACUUCAAUAUUUGAAGCCACUUCUUCACCACUGGGCAAAUGAUUCCCUCGACGGACAAGAUCUUUCUAUCGGUGCGCCAAAAUUCGCCGGAGGUCGAGAUAGAGCCGCACCGCAUAUAAAAACUUACAUAAGAUACAACGAGGCCGGUAACAUCGACUGGGCCCUGCUUACAUCCGCAAACAUGUCUAAACAAGCUUGGGGCGAGGCGGUAAACUCAGCAGGAGAUAUGCGAGUUGCGUCGUGGGAGAUUGGCGUUCUUAUGUGGCCAGAGCUCUAUGAAAACAACUGCGUCAUGAAGGGUACAUUUCGUACCGAUAGCCCGGAGGAGUCUGAUACUGACACCACUGAACUCCAUCGGGUAGGCUUGCGUGUUCCAUACAGCCUACCACUCCAACGGUAUGGUUCUAGCGAAAUUCCGUGGGUAGCCACUGUGUCCCACCCAACUCCCGACUGUUUUGGAAGGCAAUGGAUAGUUGAUUAA